This is a messenger RNA of Nicotiana attenuata, 2479 nucleotides long. RefSeq lists its product as uncharacterized. The transcript is spliced from 13 exons. The coding region runs from base 301 to 2283 and encodes 660 amino acids. Lineage: Eukaryota; Viridiplantae; Streptophyta; Magnoliopsida; Solanales; Solanaceae. The record is from RefSeq and is a predicted model, not a curated record.
CCGAGGCUAUUUUUACACAAAUUACUUAAACGAGAACAAAAUUUAAAGUACGUCUCAAAAUGAUCUAUUUGUGCAACAACAACAACCCAGUAAAAUCCCAUUCAGUGGGUCUGAAAAAUGAUCUAUUUGUGCAAAUCUCCCAAUACUUUCCCCUUUGACGGCCCAUGACCAACAGCCCAAAUCUUCUCGAUCCGCCAAAGCCCAAAUUAGGAAAUCGCGCCAAAUAGCCUGAGCAAAAUCCAUCAUCUAUCACCUUCACCUUUCUGAACCUCUAAAAGUGCCAUGGAAUUUGUGUGAGAAAUGGUUGAGUUGUGUUGUUCAAUGGAUGCGGCUGUUAAAACGGAGGAGGAGUUUGAACGGCUUCCGUUGAAACAGCGAUUGAAGUUACUUUUAGCCAGCAAGCGUCUUCUGGAAUCUUCCAAUGUGUUGCAGACUUCAAUUGAUACCUUCGUGAAAAAGGAAGAUGAACAGUGUGAUUCACAGAAUCUCCAUUCGGCUUAUUCGGUUCAACAAGAGAAACUAGAGAGUUUGGCACUGCAACAAAAUAUUACUGAAAAAGUUGAUACUGUUGAGAGUUCUCCACUUCAACUGUCAUUGUCACCAAAGUUUCCCAUCAAUGUGAAGGUUGAGUGUGCCAAGAACAGCACGGUGAACUCAUUCAGUAACCUUGUCAACGAUUCAUCUAGUGCUGAUGGGAAAGAAAUCAAUAGCAAGAAACCUGAUGACUUUUUGGAUGAUCUUGAUUUUGUUGUGCUGAAAGAAAGGCAGAGAAUUCUGCAUUCAAGGAAAGAGCAAUGCUUGAAGACGUCAAUUUUAGAGGGUAAACCUUCCAACUUUUCCAGUGUACUCAUGAAUGACACAACUCCUCGAAGUGCUGGGAUAGUAAAAGGACAGCUUCGUCCUAUUAAAGUGAUCGGUAAUGGUUCUCAUGAAUUUCAUAGGAUUUCUAAUCAUUCAAAUGCGGCAGUUGGAGGUUUGUCUAGUACAGAUCCUCAAGUUUCUAAGAUGGGGCAUCACUGUCAGAGAGAUCAGUUGUCUGACUCUGGAAAUUCAAUGGAACUUCUAGGAAAUGGAAGGAGAACACUUUCCAAACAAGAAGAUUCAAGUCGUGCACUAGACCUUUCUUCUUUUAAUAGGAAGAGCAAAGUUAGUUCUCCUAUAUCGGACCUUGUACAUGUCAAGGUUGAACCUGUGGAUAACAGUAUGGAUGAAACCACUGCAAAGAAUGGAAUGGGUACUAUGCCCCAUAGUAGCACCACUCUGGUGAAAACUGAAAUCGGAAUUUCCUAUGAUUCUUCUGGAGAUGAACUGGAUCAUAUGCUGUUACGAGAGCGAAUGAAGUUAUUCUCUUCGAGAGCGGUUCCUUCAUUUGAGAUAGGUAGAAUUGCAGACUGCUCAAGGAAAAUAGUUUCUUCCGUCUCUGAUUGCACGCCCAUCUCAUCAGUGCCAGCUAAACCACUGAGGGUUAGUCGGCCACGGAAACGAAGGAAAACAGCCACAGAGUCAGUUGAAGUAGCAAUGGAGGAAGAUGCUCCUGGACUCUUGCAGGUAUUACUAGAAAAAGGCAUAUCUGUUGAUGAGAUUAAGCUGUACGGAGAAAAUCAGAGUAACGAGCCUCUUGAUGAUUUGACCUCUGAAGACAGCUUCUCAGAGCUUGAAGCUGUUAUAUCAAAGCUUUUCUCCCAGCGACAGUCAUUGUUAAAGCUAGCUCCACUCCAGUGCACAAAAGGUGAAAAAGCUAGCUAUUGUUUGGCUUGUCUAUUUUCACUUGUUGAGCAGGCACGGUAUCUACAUUUCCGAAAGUGGCCUGUUGAAUGGGGUUGGUGCCGAGAUCUCCAAUCAUUUAUAUUUGUCUUUGAAAGGCAUAACAGGAUUGUGCUUGAGCGUCCUGAAUAUGGCUAUGCAACGUACUUCUUUGAACUGGUGGAUUCCACCCCUAUUGAUUGGCAAAUCAGGCGAUUGGUAACUGCUAUGAAGCUUACUAGCUGCAGCAGGGUCAACCUAAUCGAGAAUAGAACACUGGCGGUUGGAGAAGAGCUGAGUGAAGGAGAAGCAAGAGUAUUAAUGGCAUAUGGUUGGGUCCCUAACACCGGUCUGGGGACGAUGCUCAACUACUGUGAUCGAGUUUUCCAUGACAGAAAGACAGAGAAAGAUAUCUCGGAGUGGAGGUCGAAAAUUGGGCAGUUGCUUAUAGAUGGAUACAACGGCGGUUCACUAGUAGGAAAAACUGUGGAUUUCAGUGUUGCUCUGAACUGCCCUCAAAUCAAGUUAGAACUAGAUUAAAACCUAGCAUCACUAAUCUAAAACUUAGUAAAUACCAUCCUUUUGUGUUUUCUGUUAAACUAGCCUAAAAUGCAUUUUUGUACAGAUUUUUGGCUUUAUAUUUUAGGCAGGCUGUCUAACCUUAGUUAAUGUUUAAAUUACCUUCAUCUGUUAAAUACGUAUAAUAUAAGCAGAAAUGAAGUGCUUUACAUUGAUA